AUGCUGGGAGUCAGAAGUGCAGCCGAGGAGCUUUCUGAGGGAAGGACAAACUCAGUCUGACUGAAGCUGCCGUCAGAGGAAACCUGGAGACAGGGCGACACUUGUCAACAUGAACUGGUCCUACUUGGUGGCUUGUGGACUUUUGGUCACCUUGCUUUCAGAAAGGAUGGGAGCAAAACCUUUAAGUCAAGCGCAGCAGAAGUCUCUUAGAAGUUUGUUGGGUGAAGAGCUGGCGGAGUUUCUGGAGUCGGAGGAGAGGGAGAAGCGGGUGGACGCGGUACGCGCUAGGAUGCGGUUACUGCGGGAUUUACGGAUGGACACCCGGGCCAGAGGGAUGUGGGCUCGUCUCCUUAACGACCAGCCCGCAACUAGGAGGCACAAGUCGGGAAGCAAGAAGGCGGGCUCGUCGUCACGGAGUGGCUGCUUCGGACACAAGAUGGACCGGAUAGGAACCCUCAGCGGGAUGGGAUGCUAAAGAGCGCAGCGAUGAUCUCUGGACGAUGGGUUUGGACGAUGCAAGACGAAUUUGCCGUCCCCUGAAAGAACAGAAAAGAAAUAAAUAAGAGAAAAAAGAUCCAAGUGACAAGAUUUUUGGUACGGAAGUGACCACAACCAGCAUUAAGAGACUGAGAUGACAAUGCUGCAAAGUCCUUGCAAAGAAAGAAAACUAUAUAUAUAUAUAUAUAUAUAUAUAUAUAU
Molecule: messenger RNA, 699 nt
Organism: Nothobranchius furzeri (turquoise killifish)
Lineage: Eukaryota; Metazoa; Chordata; Actinopteri; Cyprinodontiformes; Nothobranchiidae
Gene: nppc
Product: natriuretic peptide C
Biological process (GO): cGMP biosynthetic process; receptor guanylyl cyclase signaling pathway
Cellular component (GO): extracellular region
Molecular function (GO): hormone activity
Source: RefSeq, a predicted model, not a curated record